Eurytemora carolleeae is the source of this 1501-nucleotide messenger RNA. RefSeq lists its product as uncharacterized. NCBI's taxonomy places the organism in Eukaryota, Metazoa, Arthropoda, Copepoda, Calanoida, Temoridae. The transcript is spliced from 13 exons. The coding region runs from base 1 to 1158 and encodes 385 amino acids. The record is from RefSeq and is a predicted model, not a curated record.
AUGGGACAAGACGGAGCAACCUUAGAGAUCGAACCCGAGCCCGUCAAUACCCUGGAGCUAACUUUGGUCAACGAGUUUCUAAGACCCGAAGCUUACGAGGAGGACUAUGCUAAUACUGCUUAUAAUGAUGUACAUGAUUUACAAGGUGUACAUGAUAACCAUAAUGCAAAUGGGCUACAAGCACAUGGUGUACAUAAUGAACUUUAUAGUCAAGAACCAAACCAUGCUGAACAUAACCUACCAUUGUCUGAGGAUUUAUCUGGGUUCAGACCAUCUCCAGUGUUCCCGUCUGUUCAGCUCCCGGCAAGAGAAUCCAGGCAAAGAGCAAACACGACCCCGAAUCCUAAGAGUGUAUCCUUCCAACAAGUUGCUGGUUCAAGCCCUGGUAGUGAUGGUAGGCGUUGCAUUGACAAGGUUGAGAUGAUCGAGGAAACAGAAUACGAUGAAGUAGUGCAAUGUGAUCAUUCUUAUGAUAGGAGAUGCCACACCACCUAUAUCACAACAUAUCUCUCCCAACAAGAGGAGGAGUGUAACGAGAAUUUUAGGAAAUCUUGUUAUAUUGAAUACGAAACAAUUGCGUUUAAUCAAACAGUUCAAGUUUGUCGGACCCCUUUAGAGAAAGACUGCAACGUCCAAGGACCUGAAUUAUGCUCUACCCAGUAUGAAUCUGAGUGUUGGACAAAAAAUGAGGAACAUGAUGUUGAAGAUGAUGUAGUUGAAUGCCAGACUAUAAAAGAAGAAAACUGUGAAGAUUUAGUUUCAGGAUAUACCUCGGAACAACAAUGCUCAGUUUGGCCGAAAGAGGUUUGCUCCGUAUCUAAGAAGGAAGUGAAGAAGUUUACACCUAUUACCGCCUGUCACAAGGAACCUAAAGAGAUCUGUGCCCCUGCUGGAUGUGGAUUUAGAGAGGGCUCUGAACAGUGUUUUGACAAAACCCAGACCGUGGUACAAGAUGCCCCUAAGGAGGAGUGUACUCUAGAACCCCAAAGAACCUGUGAGCAUGUGACAAAACUGGUUCCUAAACUGGAACCAUCAGAGGAGUGUGUUGAUGUACCAAAGGAAGUUUGCACAAGAUCAAAGAAAAAUCCCCGGAAAGUAAAGAAACCUGUGGUAAAGAAAUGGUGCUACAAUCCUACAGCAGAAUCUGGACUGGCGUAAUUCAAUGAUAACAUAAUACGCUUUAUACACUUCAACUUUUGUUCAUUUCUUUAUGCAGAGAUUUUUUUCACAUCGCAAAUUUCUCAAAAUGAGACAGAUAAAUAAUCUUUGUUUAUCUCUGUACUAGCUCCAUUCCGGGUGUCUAAUAUCUAGUCAGUAAGUUCUUUAAUUGAUCUGUGUUCAACUCUAUAUGCGCUUGUAAAAUAUCCACAUUAGCUUAUAGUUUUAUAACGUCGUAAGACGUGUCAACUUUAAAGUGAUGUUUAUUGUGUAACAUAAACGUUUUAAAUAUAAGGAAUACUGCCAACAUGUUAAUUGAAAUAAAUAUAUUUACCUGCAGCAA